CGAGGCGGCCAGUACACUCCCCCCUGCCCCCCGCGCCAUGGCGUCCAACGCGGAGCUGGGAGACGGCCUCCUCACCGAGCUGCAGGGGGACACCCGAAGCCUCCUACUGCCCGAUAAUGUCAGCGCUGGCCAAAAACUGGACUUUUCGGACACAAUGGUCCAACAGAAAUUGGAUGAUAUAAAGGAUCGGAUCAAACGGGAAAUAAGAAAGGAACUGAAAAUCAAAGAGGGAGCAGAAAACCUCAGGAAGGUCACAACGGAUAAAAAAAAUUUGGCUUACGUGGACAACAUUUUGAAAAAAUCCAAUAAAAAAUUGGAAGAAUUGCAUCAUAGACUACAGGAAUUAAAUGCUCAUAUAGUUGUAACAGAUCCAGAAGAUCUUACAGAUUGUCCCAGGACCCCAGAUACUCCAAAUAGUGACCCCCGUUGUUCUACUAAUAAUAAUAGAUUGAUGGCGUUAAAAAAACAAUUGGAUAUAGAACUAAAAGUGAAACAAGGAGCAGAGAACAUGAUUCAGAUGUACUCAAAUGGAUCUUCAAAAGAUCGAAAACUCCUUGCCACAGCUCAACAGCUGCUCCAGGACAGUAAGACAAAAAUAGAAGUCAUAAGGAUGCAGAUUCUUCAGGCCAUCCAGACCAAUGAACUGGCUUUUGAUAACGCAAAACCUGUGAUAAGCCCCCUUGAGCUUCGAAUGGAAGAAUUACGGCAUCAUUUUAGGAUAGAGUUUGCCGUGGCAGAAGGUGCCAAAAAUGUGAUGAAAUUACUCGGAUCUGGAAAAGUUACAGACAGAAAAGCACUUUCAGAAGCUCAAGCAAGAUUUAAUGAAUCAAGCCAGAAGCUGGACCUCUUAAAGUAUUCACUGGAACAAAGAUUGAAUGAACUUCCUAAAAAUCAUCCCAAAAGCAGUAUUAUUAUAGAGGAACUUUCGCUAGUCUCCUCACCAACACUAAGUCCUCGUCAGAGUAUGAUCUCUACGCAAAACCAAUAUAGUACGCUCUCCAAACCAGCCGCAUUAACAGGUACUUUGGAAGUUCGGCUUAUGGGAUGCCAAGACAUCCUGGAAAAUGUCCCUGGGCGGUCAAAGGCCACAUCUGUCACCCUACCCGGUUGGAGCCCAAGCGAAGCUAGAUCAUCCUUCAUGAGCAGAACGAGCAAAAGUAAAAGCGGAAGCAGUCGAAACCUUCUAAAAACAGAUGACUUAUCCAAUGAAGUGUGUGCUGUUUUGAAGCUGGACAAUACUGUGGUUGGUCAAACUAGCUGGAAGCCCAUUUCUAAUCAGUCCUGGGACCAAAAGUUUACACUGGAACUCGAUAGGUCACGCGAAUUAGAAAUUUCAGUGUAUUGGCGUGAUUGGAGAUCUCUCUGUGCGGUGAAGUUUCUACGGUUGGAAGAUUUUUUAGACAACCAGCGACAUGGCAUGUGUCUCUAUUUGGAGCCCCAGGGUACUUUAUUUGCAGAGGUUACUUUUUUUAAUCCAGUUAUUGAAAGAAGACCCAAACUCCAGAGACAAAAGAAAAUUUUUUCAAAACAACAAGGCAAAACAUUUCUCAGAGCUCCUCAAAUGAAUAUUAAUAUUGCCACUUGGGGAAGGCUGGUGAGAAGAGCUAUUCCUACAGUAAAUCAUUCUGGCACCUUCAGCCCUCAAGCCCCCGUGUCUGCUCCAGUGCCAGUGGUUGAUGUACGCAUUCCCGAACUAGCAGCGCCAGCUAGUGAUUCUACGGUAACUAAAUUGGACUUUGAACUCGAACCCGACCCUCCAACUGCUCCGCCACGUGCAUCUUCUCUCGGGGAAAUUCAUGACUCUUCCUCUGAAUCAAAAGUUUUGGAUCCACCAGUUAAGGAUUCAGAAACUGUUUUUGAUAUUGAUAAUGGCAGAAAUAUUGUUCCAAAAUCCCAACCUGAAAUAAUAUAUGAACCUGAUAUUCCUCAGUCAGGUCUGGAGUUUAGUCCCGUCCGAGAGCCUGAGGAUAGAAGAUCUCAGCAGAGAUUUCAGUUUAGCCUCCAAGACUUCCGGUGUUGCGCGGUGUUGGGGAGAGGACAUUUUGGAAAGGUGCUCUUGGCUGAAUACAAAAACACAAAUGAGAUGUUCGCUAUCAAAGCCUUAAAGAAAGGAGACAUUGUUGCUCGAGAUGAAGCGGACAGCCUUAUGUGUGAAAAGCGAAUAUUUGAAACUGUGAAUAGUGUAAGGCAUCCCUUUUUGGUGAACCUUUUUGCUUGUUUCCAAACCAAAGAUCAUGUUUGCUUUGUAAUGGAAUACGCUGCCGGUGGGGACCUAAUGAUGCACAUUCAUACCGAUGUCUUUUCUGAACCAAGAGCUGUAUUUUACGCGGCAUGCGUUGUUCUUGGAUUACAAUAUUUACACGAACACAAGAUAGUUUAUAGAGAUUUGAAAUUGGAUAAUUUGUUGCUGGAUACAGAAGGCUUUGUGAAAAUUGCUGAUUUUGGUCUUUGCAAAGAAGGAAUGGGGUUUGGAGACAGAACGAGCACAUUCUGUGGCACUCCGGAAUUUCUUGCCCCAGAAGUGCUGACUGAAACAUCCUACACAAGAGCUGUGGAUUGGUGGGGCCUUGGCGUGCUUAUCUAUGAGAUGCUGGUCGGGGAGUCUCCGUUUCCUGGUGAUGAUGAAGAGGAGGUUUUUGACAGUAUUGUAAAUGAUGAAGUAAGGUAUCCACGGUUCUUGUCCACAGAAGCUAUCUCCAUAAUGAGAAGGUUAUUGCGGAGAAACCCAGAGCGGCGCCUGGGAGCUGCUGAAAAGGAUGCCGAGGAUGUGAAAAAGCAUCCGUUUUUCCGAUUAAUCGAUUGGAACGCUUUGAUGGCCAAGAAACUGAAGCCCCCAUUUGUACCCACCAUUAGAGGACGAGAAGAUGUCAGUAAUUUUGAUGAUGAAUUUACCUCAGAAGCACCUAUUCUGACUCCACCUCGGGAACCAAGGAUACUUUCAGAAGAGGAGCAAGAAAUGUUCACAGAUUUUGACUACAUUGCUGACUGGUGUUAAAGAAGACACUGUGAAAACACAGCAGCUUGACUGAAAGCAAAAAACAAACACCUCCUUAAAAAGAAUAGCAACCCUUCGAUUGCUCUCUGUGCCACCAGUAGCUUCUGAUUUCAUUAUUAAUCACGUGAAGAUUUGUUUAAGAGAACUGUCGCAACACUCUCUUCGAAGAGUGGCGUCUUUGGAUUAUCUGUCCACUGUUAAUCUGAGCACUGGAAACAGUUUUAUGGAGUUUGACCUGAGUUUUUAAACAGAGGCCGUUCGAAGCUCUUUCACACGUGGACACGUCCGGAUCGAUACUGUCUCGCUUUUCAUUCUUCUGCAGCGGAUAAACUCUGUCAGAUUCCUUUCGGAAGCAGAAGAAAGGCCGGGUUUGAGCUAAAAAAAAAAAAAAAAAAAAAUUCAGUUAACUUCACACAGCCGUGGCUUGGGAUGCUAUUGAAAUUCAGCACAUGAUUUUAUCUGAAUAAGGCAAAUGCUGUCGUUUUGAAACAAAAUUAUUGUAAUGUCCCAAAAAGGGUAGUUUUGCUGUUUAUGCACAUCUAGGUCUUGAGUUCUAAAGUAACUGAAUGAAUCAAUGCCUUCUUUUGUAAAAUUUUCUAUGAUAUUUAUUAGGAGGAAAUAUUUUUCAAUGCCUUAACUUUAGUAACCAUGUAAGUGCUUCCACAAGAAUGCAGACAGGUUCUCAAAGCAUACCGAGCUACUUGCCAAACGGUGUUUGCGGAGCCUCCCCGAAGCAAACGAAAUGGAAAAAAAACAAAAACCAGCAUUUAUUUAAAAAGGAGAGGAUGACUGCAUCGAGUUGGCCUGAACCAAGAUACUGCGUUGAUUGUCGUAUGCAUUCCCAAAGCCUAUUCUAUUCUUGUAUGUUUUUCAGACUCAUGCUUUUUCCCAAAAAUCAAGAGACCGGGUCACCAUUUUGCAAAAAAGAAAAAAAAAGGGGCGGGGGGAGAAAGGAAAAAAAACACCAAAAAAAAGUACUAAUAACCUGUUUCAUCCUGUAUCUGCUGUAAAAGAUAACCGUAUCACUCUUAAAUCGUCAGGAUCGUUGGGGUAUACAUGCUGUGAACAUGUAUAUGUGCAAGCUGUAAUGUAUUCUAAGCUCCAGACUCGUUAUUUAAGUUUACCACUUCAUCACCCUUGCGCAGUGGCCGAGGAGACGCCUCAGCAUCAAAGCGAAGAGCACGUGUGUACGUCUUAGGCCGCUGGAUCCAGAAUUUAUAUUGGCAGAUACCGAGGGUAAAAAAGCAAUAUGUCGGGAUAGAAUGUAAAAAUAUUUUUGAUAAAACAUUGUAUAUUUUAUAAGCUUCUAUUGUAACACUAAAAACUGUACCUCAAAAGCCUCCAGAAAUGGUUUGAUCAUAUAGUUUUACAACUUUUUAAGGAGUCAUUCCUCAGUGCUACUACAGGAAAGUCACUCGCUGCCAACCGCCACUUUCCUCUGGCCUACAGAUUUUUUUUUUCCCCCCUCUCAGUCCAUGACUUCACUGUUUUUCCUUAGUUCAGUAAAAACAUCUGUGAUCCUGCGCUUAGCCUGGUAAGGUCAUCAUACCUCAUGAAUAGGAAGUUGUUGGCUUAAGCAUCUUAAAUUAAUUAUAGAAUCCAAGCUCACUGACUGUCAAAGGGUUGGAUCGGGAAGGCCUACAGGUGGGAGAAGCAGCGCUCCACUUUCUAAACUCCUCCCUUUCCCCCCUCGACGACUGGCGUGGUUGUGAAACAGCGGGCGGAGGAAAUCCACCUUAACCUCCAAACCGUUCUCGGGGUCGUGACGGCAACCCGAAUCCUUGGGAAAGCAGGGUGCUGGGUAGUUUAUUGCACAAUUUAAAACCACGUCUGGUCAGAUGGGCUUUUUGAAAAAUGAAUUCGAAGGUGCAGAUUGGCUUCCUCGGCAAGAGACGCAAUGGGAACUUAGCUUCAUACCGUGGCUUUACGUAUGAACCUUAGAACGCUUGGAAUCGAAACGGCGUUACGCAUUAUAAAACACUAAAUACUUUUGUGGUACAGUCUGCUCCCUGUUGAGUUUCUCCAAAAUCACGUAGAAAACAGUGUCUAAAGAGGAGCUUUUUAGCAUUAAAAACUGACUUAGCCUUUUUGUAACUACAUUUGUACAGAGAUUUUUUUUUUUUUGAAAUUGAAGUAAAUCACUAAAAAAAAAAAAUUAGAGGGCAGGGUAUGUUCACACAAUUAAGCUGAAGAAAGCACUAAUUUUCUCUGUAGUUUUUCAAACUAUAUUUUUAGUCAGAUUUGAAACUCUAGAUUGUACAUAUAUUUUGCUAUACUGUAUCUGUAAGUGGCUGCUCAAGCACUUUGUAAGGAAAUUUAGAAUAUUUUAGAAUGGUACACUAUGCAUUAAAACGAAAUGUGCCUUUAACCAUGUCAUUCUAAAAAAAAAAAACCCGAGUGUGUUGCAGUCAUUAAUAUCACAAAUGCACAAAUUAAAGUUGAAAUAGAUUGUAA
Molecule: messenger RNA, 5449 nt
Organism: Ornithorhynchus anatinus (platypus)
Lineage: Eukaryota; Metazoa; Chordata; Mammalia; Monotremata; Ornithorhynchidae
Gene: PKN2
Product: protein kinase N2
Exons: 22
Coding region: 38-2995 (985 amino acids)
Biological process (GO): signal transduction; protein phosphorylation
Molecular function (GO): small GTPase binding; protein serine/threonine kinase activity; ATP binding
Source: RefSeq, a predicted model, not a curated record